Molecule: messenger RNA, 4176 nt
Organism: Periophthalmus magnuspinnatus
Lineage: Eukaryota; Metazoa; Chordata; Actinopteri; Gobiiformes; Gobiidae
Gene: dcaf7
Product: ddb1 and cul4 associated factor 7
Exons: 7
Coding region: 239-1267 (342 amino acids)
Cellular component (GO): nucleus
Molecular function (GO): protein binding
Source: RefSeq, a predicted model, not a curated record
GGCUUGGUGUCUUCUCAGGUCCCAUUGGUGCGAGUUAUGGCAGUCUUUGUCAGCUAAUUUGGCCCAUUUUCCACUAAAGAUCACUAUUUAUUCUGUUCAAAAGCUCCACUGGCUCCAUCUGCACCUGUGUGCUGUUUAAGAUUUAGUUAAACCGCGACAGGAUCCGGGCGGAGGCGGGUUUUUUGGAGUUAACCGAGGUUAGCCUGUUAGCUGCGCCGCUGCUGGAGAGUCGAAAAAGAUGUCGAUGCACGGGAAAAGAAAAGAGAUCUACAAGUACGAGGCGCCAUGGACCGUGUACGCCAUGAACUGGAGCGUGCGGCCGGACAAACGCUUCCGUCUGGCGCUGGGCAGCUUCGUGGAGGAGUACAACAACAAGGUGCAGUUGGUGGGUUUGGAGGAGGAGAGCUCAGAGUUUGUUUGCAGAAACACGUUUGACCAUCCGUACCCCACCACCAAAAUCAUGUGGAUUCCUGACACCAAGGGAGUGUACCCAGACCUGCUGGCCACCAGUGGAGAUUACCUGCGCAUAUGGAGGGUCAGUGACACAGAGACGAGACUCGAGUGUUUGCUCAACAACAACAAAAACUCCGACUUCUGCGCUCCACUCACUUCCUUCGACUGGAACGAGGUGGACCCCAACCUGCUUGGCACCUCGAGCAUUGACACCACCUGCACCAUCUGGGGCCUGGAGACAGGGCAGGUCCUGGGCAGAGUGAACCUGGUCUCUGGACACGUGAAGACGCAACUCAUCGCUCACGACAAAGAGGUGUAUGACAUCGCGUUCAGCCGUGCCGGAGGGGGCAGGGACAUGUUUGCGUCAGUUGGGGCAGACGGCUCCGUGAGGAUGUUUGAUCUGAGGCACCUGGAGCACAGCACUAUCAUCUAUGAAGACCCACAGCAUCACCCUCUGCUGCGGCUCUGCUGGAACAAACAGGACCCCAACUACCUGGCAACCAUGGCCAUGGACGGCAUGGAGGUGGUGAUCUUGGACGUGCGUGUGCCCUGUACUCCUGUGGCGCGCCUCAAUAACCAUCGCGCCUGUGUGAACGGCAUCGCCUGGGCCCCACACUCCUCCUGCCACAUCUGCACCGCCGCGGACGACCACCAGGCUCUUAUCUGGGACAUUCAGCAGAUGCCCCGAGCGAUCGAGGACCCGAUCCUGGCCUACACCGCCGAGGGGGAGAUCAAUAAUGUGCAGUGGGCCUCCACACAGCCAGACUGGAUCGCCAUCUGCUACAACAACUGCCUGGAGAUCCUGCGGGUGUGAGGGACCCUCUGGCUGUGAAGGGCACACAGAGGAGGGGAGGGAGGGGGGGGCAUGGGCCUUUGGACCAUUAGCAGAGUCUACAGAAGUCUGGACCAGUUUACAUUAGAUACAGAUAUUUUGACUUUGUGUAAGCUCUUUAUUUUCGAAUCUCAAGCCAACAUUUCCCCUGCUCUGAAAUACGAAAUGGAACAAUUUGAUCUUGAAAACCGUCAAAUAUUUAGAGAAACAGCGGCUUAGGAUGUCGAGCAGCCUGCUUGUAACUAGACGGUUGGAGGUUCCAUUCACAUUCUACCUGGUUCAUUGUGCCCUUGAAAAAUGGCCACCGUGUUUCCGUCAGCAUGUCCCAGGGCAGCUGUGGCUACAGAGGUAUCAUGUGGAAAGUGCUUAGAAUUCAAAUGUGAGUUCAGUUUAAUCUCAAAAUAAGUGAACAUUUCCAAGUCAAACCUCCUCAGAUCUGUGUGAAUCUCAGACCUCAGUUUCAGAGAGGACACACCUUCUUCUCCAGGUUCACUCUCACAUCAGUUUGUUUAUUUAUUCUGAAAAGCAACAACAUGUUUUUGCUUUUCGUUCUUUUUGGUCAAGUUUGAAAAAUGUUCUGAAGAAAAGCCCUGUUUCCUCUAAACAACGACGAAGAACUCAAGACACAGGAAGUAUCCGGACCUCACCAUGGACCUUCACAAUAAGAGCGCUCUGGUCCUAAAAUGCACUGAGAAAAACUGAAGUGGUCAAAACUACAGACCAUGAGGGCGACUGCGACUCGGGCGGUUCAGCAGGUGUCUUGUUACUGGAAGGUCUGUGAUUCAAUCUCUGCUUUUUUUUUACCGUGCUGUUGUGUCCUUGAGCAAUACACCUCACUCACUUUAACGAUGUAGAAAAGUCGUGUAAAACUUGUAAUGGUUGCUCGGUUGAAACCAUAGACUGUAUAUAUAAAUGGACAUAGCUAACCUGCUAGCUGCUGCGUUCCAAAUAGGAAAUGGUCAUGGGCGCGCUCCUGCCUUCUUUGAUUCUGGCUCUAAUUCACUUUAUAUUAGAAAAACUGUGGCCCCUCUCCCUGUAAAUGCUGCUGUCAGGCUCAUUAUUUGGGUCUUAAAAUGUCCAUAUGGUGUGAACGGUCGUUACCUUCAACAACUUUGGUCACUAUGAUACUCACAGUCAGAAUUUCAAAUAUGGAACUCUGCUCCAAAUUGGCCCCUAAAACCUCUGAUCUCGAUGGGCUUCCUCAGAAUGCAGCCGGUCGCAAUGGGUGACGUCACACUUAGUCCACUUCUUUAUACAGUCUGUGGUUCAAACUGUUCUAAAUGUUACAAUACUGCAAAAACAUACCUAUAUUUAAAAUGACCUGAAUUCUGAAUUGUUGAGUCAUUUUCUUCCAGUUUAGAUGUAUUUAUUUCGACUUUUUCUCAGUAAAAAGUCUUUUUUGCUCAGUAAUUACUCAAUAUUUGUAAAAAAAAGAAAAAAAAAGAAUUUUAAAUGAAUUUAACUCAUUUUAUGUCAAUAUUAGUUUUUUUUUGCAGUGAACCCUCUUGAACAGUAGCGGUUUUGUACAAAAAUGUGCCACAGCGUUCGGUCCGACCUCCUUCAGAGUCACUUGUACAAAUUUGAUCUCGUCUCGUCAUAAUUUUCAUUCAUCACUGUAAAAAAGUACGCUGAUUCAAAUGUGUGGAGUGAGCGCACUGUAAAAAUCACACAUGGGUUAAAAUGACUAGAAUUUAAGUUUUAAAUUGUUUGUAGUUUUGAUGUAUUUAAAAUCUAGGUCUUGAAUUAAUACUUUGAUGAAUUUUCUAAUUUCAAUUAAAUCAAGAAAAACUGUUUACAAAAAAUAUAUUCCACAAAUAUUGAAUCGGAUGUGUUUUGAAACGAGUCUCGUAAUAAGACCUAUAAUAAUCAGAUCGUGAAGAUUGGCAGCCUGUUUCGCCUGUCUGUCCCAGGGCAGCUGUGGCUACAAUACUCACCGUGGAGUGAAUGAAGAAUGUAAUGUUAAGAUUAAUUGAAAAAAAACACCGCAGUACAUCAAAAUGAGCCGACACGUUUAUGAUUCUGAAUUCUAGUCAUUUAAAUGAUGAUUUUUACAGUGCGGUAUGACUUUUCACUGUAAAAAAUGCCAUGUUUUGUAUGAGUUGUGAGAGUGGAGUGAGAGUUCAUGUUUUUUCUCAAACUUGUGUCUUGUAGCAUGUUCUUACAAGGCUCUGUACAUACAUAUAAAUACAACCAACUACUCUGCAAAACAAGGUUAAAACCGCACGAGUUAAAAUGGCUUAAAAUCGGAAUGUUAAGCUUUAUUUAAGUGGUUUUGACUUGUUAAGUGUACCAAUCUCUGUAAAACAAAAGUAUCGAUACUAAAAACCUACUUGGACCACUGAGGGAUUACACAGAUAUAUGGCCACAGAAUAUAAAAGAAAGUACUACCAUUUAAUCCUGAAAAUCACAUUCUGUUGUCUAAAGAAAGAGUGUUUUUAUUAUCGUGGAAUCCAUAUCGAGCAUCAAGUCUGUUCUUUAGUAUCGUAAAUCGUAAAUAAAUGGGGGUCGCGUAGUCGUUUUGGUACCAACAAUCCAUAGGGGGCGCUGACUGCACGUUUACAGCGACGUUAGCUCCCAUUGGGCACCUCAGUCCGUGGACCUGUUUUAUAUGAAUAUUAUGAAUCAAAAUGUGCAGAUUAUAACAUAAUGAUCCACAGGUGUCAAAGAUUAUAACUGUAGAGCGACACAAGCACAAUAUUUCUAAAGUCUAAAUGAGUUAAAACUACUUAAAUUAUUAACAUUCUUAGUUCAAGUGGUUUUAACUCGUGCGGUUUUAGCUGUUUGUGUUUUGCAGUGUAAGAAAAGACGUGGUCAUGUUGUAGCUUUUUUCAUAAAGUUUUAUUAUUAAAUUUACUCAAAUAAAAUGUAUGGUUCAUGUCUUAGAAUUGAAA